Molecule: messenger RNA, 904 nt
Organism: Bufo bufo (common toad)
Lineage: Eukaryota; Metazoa; Chordata; Amphibia; Anura; Bufonidae
Gene: RER1
Product: retention in endoplasmic reticulum sorting receptor 1
Exons: 7
Coding region: 242-832 (196 amino acids)
Biological process (GO): protein retention in ER lumen; retrograde vesicle-mediated transport, Golgi to endoplasmic reticulum
Cellular component (GO): Golgi membrane
Source: RefSeq, a predicted model, not a curated record
CUGAUUGACGUAUAGGACUGCAGCCUAGCCUCCAUUGGCCAUGGUACUAGCCCCUGGUGACUUGAAGGGGGACAUUGGAUUUUGUAAUGCCUUUUGACCUUCAGGCUUUUGGAUUUGGUGACCCUUUCUGCUGGGUCAUCUUCCUAAAGCUGGCUGUGGGUCACCGGGUGCCAUGGUGAUGACCGCACAAACCUGCGUGUCAUUGUGAAUCCACUGUCUGCCAGGUGACCACAGAAACAGAAUGUCAGAAGGAGACAGUAUCGGAGAAUCAGUACAUGGCAAGCCCUCGCUGAUAUAUCGCUUCUUCUCGCGGCUAGGGCAGGUUUACCAGUCAUGGCUAGACAAGUCUACACCUUACACAUCAGUGCGAUGGUUGAUGACCCUUGGCCUAAGUGCACUCUACAUGAUAAGGGUUUAUAUACUACAGGGUUGGUAUAUAGUAACGUAUGCCUUGGGUAUCUACCAUCUAAAUCUCUUCAUAGCAUUCUUAUCGCCGAAGGUAGAUCCGUCCUUGCUGGAAGAUUCAGAUGAGGGGCCUUCGUUACCCACAAAACAGAAUGAAGAGUUUCGUCCGUUUAUCCGGAGGCUGCCAGAGUUUAAAUUUUGGCAUUCGGCCACUAAAGGGGUCGUUGUGGCGAUGGUGUGCACUUUCUUCGAAGCAUUCAAUGUCCCCGUAUUCUGGCCAAUCCUGGUCAUGUAUUUCAUCAUGCUUUUCUGCAUAACCAUGAAGAGACAAAUAAAGCACAUGGUGAAGUACAGAUACAUCCCAUUCACACACGGCAAGCGGAAAUACAAAGGAAAGGAGGAAACCGGCAAGCCAUUUUCCAGUUAGAAGAAACUGUCGCCUUCUUUAUGACUUUCUUAUGUAAAAAUUAAAUCAACAAAAAAAAGGAAAAAAAAAACA